GGGAAUGGCGGGGUCGAGGGAGAAGUCUAGGGUAUAUAUGAGGGGACCCCGACCGAUUGCAGGCUGAUACUCCAGCCUGGCUGCCAAUACACAAAAACACACACAUACACUGCAGGCAGACUGGACAGCAUGCGGGCCCUUGCAACGAUAGUGAUAGUGACCUUGGCCGUGGCGUUGGUAUCCGGCCAGCAGUACCAACAGGGCGGAAAUGCGUACGGCGACGAGUACGCGGAUUACGAAUCACCGCGACCGGCGCACCCAACGCCGCGAAGUUAUGCGGCAGCGCAGGCGCCUGCGCAGCGAGCAUCAGCGCCAUCUGCGCCGAAGCCGACGCCAGUGGCGAUCCUGAAGCAGAUAAACAGGCACAACGAGGACGGCUCGUACACCUACGGUUUCGAGGGUGGUGAUGGCUCCUUCAAGAUCGAGACUAAGCUGCCGACAGGCGAGGUCAAGGGCAAGUACGGAUUCGUAGACGACACGGGGAAGGUCCGCGUCGUCGAGUACGGAGCGAACAAAUACGGCUUCCAGCCCUCCGGCGAGGGCAUCACCGUCGCACCCCCGACCCUCGUCGACGAGACGACGAACAAGGAGGGCCUCCACAACGUCAACACCAACUAUCAGGACUACUCCGACUACCAGCAACCCGCUCCCGCUCGUCCCCAGCCAAGACCCACCCCCGCCGCCGCCUCCCUUCGCCAACAGCAAGCCUACGAACGCGCGCAGUUCGCCCCCCAGCCCCAACCCCAGCCCCAGCAGCAGUACCGCCCCCAGCCCCAGAGUCCGGUCCAGCAGUACCAACCUCAACAGGCCCAGACCCAGGCGAUCUACGCACCCCAGCAGAACCCUCGGCCCCGUAUUCCCACCCAUCAGGCCCCCCAGGCUCCCGUCUUCGCCCAUGCCGCCCCCGCCUCGCUGCCCCAGAGCCGCCAGGAAAUCGGCUACGCCACCAGACCCGCCCCCGUCCACCAGGCCCAAGCCUACGAGGAACCUGAACCCGUUCGCCCCCAGUUCAACGCGCAGGGUCCCGUUCAGUUUAGCCCAGCACCGCUCCCUGCCUCCAGGCCCCAAUCUCAGGCCCGCAGCCAAGGCGGCGGAAUCCUCGACCAACUCGCAAGAGACUACGCGCUUCCGCAGGGCGGCGCUGCUCCGCUUCACGACAUCAGCUUCGGCUAUUACUAGAAUCGAAGGACGGGCUCGCGUCGAGGAGAGCCAAUGGGAUGCUUCUUUGGAGCUUUGAGCGGCUGGCGAGGACCCCGCUAAUUGCGUCUCGCGAUCUUGCCACCGAAAUACUCGCAGAGCUCGCCCGUCUGUCACUAGGUUAUUUUAAUGUCUAAUUAAAUCUAAAUAAAGAGAAAACGAACGUA
Molecule: messenger RNA, 1364 nt
Organism: Diprion similis
Lineage: Eukaryota; Metazoa; Arthropoda; Insecta; Hymenoptera; Diprionidae
Gene: Cpr97Ea
Product: chromatin modification-related protein eaf-1-like
Exons: 2
Coding region: 130-1179 (349 amino acids)
Cellular component (GO): chitin-based extracellular matrix
Molecular function (GO): structural constituent of chitin-based larval cuticle
Source: RefSeq, a predicted model, not a curated record